AUGCAAAUCAAAGUCCCCCAAACUACUUUUGCCUAUGCGACUGGUUUCCUUUUGGCUGUGGCAUGGUUAUGUCUUCUCGACAGUCAAUUAAUACCAAAUUCGGAGUCAACCUUUGUCAAUUGGAUUCCGAGUAUCAUUUGUGCCAUCGGCUUUGUUUUAGUCAAUAUCGUACCAAAGGAUAAUUUGUUUUUGGAGACAGAUCAUGAACAUGAUGUGAAAGUUGUUUAUUUUGCUAGAGGAUGGCUUUUCUUUGGCCUAUUUAUUGUUUUUGGCGGAGUGAUAUCUGGAUCCGUAAUUAUGAUAGUUAAUCUUGUUGAUGCAGAGAAAAAGAUGGCUUGGUGUGCUGUUGCACCAUUCCUUCACUCACUGUUUGCCUGUAUUGGAACUUUGAUUUUCUUUGUUGGAAGAGUUUUUGGUAAAAAGCUUCGAUGUGGAGAAUCCGAUGAGUAUACCUAUUGA
Messenger RNA from Naegleria fowleri, 459 nucleotides. RefSeq lists its product as uncharacterized. The transcript is spliced from 2 exons. The coding region runs from base 1 to 459 and encodes 152 amino acids. Gene Ontology annotation, biological process: protein targeting to vacuole; late endosome to vacuole transport via multivesicular body sorting pathway. Lineage: Eukaryota; Heterolobosea; Eutetramitea; Acrasida; Naegleriidae. The record is from RefSeq and is a predicted model, not a curated record.